UGAAGAAAAUUUAGUCUAAAAAUGAAGCUUAACAGAAAAUUAUCAAGCAAGAUUCCAACUAUCGGUGUCAGAAAAAGAUCUGAGCUUGACAAGCAAUCUCUGCUCAAAAGAACCAAGUCAAGUCUCAACUUCUCAAUGGCAAAUAGGAAGCCGAGGAGAUCUCGCAAGCAGAGACAGAUGGUUAAGAAACUUGAGGACCCAAAGUUAUUACAGAACCAUCUUAAGCAAGAAACAAUAUCACAGGAGAGAGGACUAGGCAAGCAACUUAAGACUCCUAAUCGAUUGAUAAAGGAGAAGCCUAAACAAGACUCUCCUCUUCAGAGCAGUCAUCAAGGAGAGCAACAGACGAACGAUGCCUUAGAGUCAGAUAAGAUUAUAGAGGAGGAAACUGUAAAGAACAUCAUGCCAAAAGCUUCUUCUCAGAGUCAGUUCCACACAAACUUGAAUUUCAUAAAGGAAGUAGCCAGUGGGAUCUCUCCAACACCGAAGCACAAAUUGGUGCAUGAUUUUAAUUACCGAACCAAACUUGAGAAUGGAUCUAUCGCUAGUGAAAAGAACUUAUUUGGGUCCCAAUGCACUAAUGACCAAGCUGAGGAACUCUCAAAAAUUAACCUAUUGGAUAGCUUCCAGCAUGACCACACUAGUAUGAAGUCCUACCUGAACAAACUAGAGUCAGCACAUAGCUCUCCGGUAAAAUUCUUUGGGUCUCAAAGAAAGAUGGGAAGACUAAACAGGUUUAAUGACUCUGUUGAUUUUCCUUCUUCUGAGAAGGUCUCUUGUAGCCCCAUAAGCACAGUGAAAAAGAGGAAGCACAAUCUUAUGUCAGAGUCUCAAUCUGACCUUAAGUUUACCUCUUUGCGCCCUAAACAAUCAAAGGGGCUUCAAAAGAUAUCCAGCAAGUACCUCCAGAAUUUACAAAGAAAAUUUUAAUCCGGGUGGAACUAGAGCUAUUAAGAAAGUAAUCAAUCUGUAUGAAGCGUGUAAAGCAAAUAACUCCUACUCUUCUGGCAUGAAUGAUCAGUACAAGAGCAACUUGAAGUUGCAUGUUGGCCAGAACCACACCAAGCCUAAGUACAAGAGUCCUCUGAGGCAGAGUGACCAUGUCUAUGGAGAGAAAGAUAUUGACAACAAAAUCUACAGGAUCGCUGAUAAGAUUAAGAAACAGUUUAGAAAGUCUAAAAAUUAAGUUGAUAUUAACCCAUUUUCUCAAAUCAUAAAU
This is a messenger RNA of Moneuplotes crassus, 1219 nucleotides long. The record is from the annotation of a GenBank genome assembly. NCBI's taxonomy places the organism in Eukaryota, Ciliophora, Spirotrichea, Euplotida, Euplotidae.